Molecule: messenger RNA, 981 nt
Organism: Haemonchus placei
Lineage: Eukaryota; Metazoa; Nematoda; Chromadorea; Rhabditida; Trichostrongylidae
Source: the annotation of a GenBank genome assembly
AUGAGAUGGUGGUGGACGAUCUGCAUCUUCAUCAACGAAGUAGAUACUCAGGCCAACAUCAACCAGAACAUCGGGCUCCCCACCAAUCAAAACAUCGGCACUCCAGGAACCAUAUUCUCUGGUACCGGAAACAAUCCCUACUAUGGAGAUUUCCGUUAAUGGCUAUCUUGGUUUCGCCACAGUGCUCGACCAAGGUCCUACGAUCAAUGUGGGACCCGAAAGCACGGACUGGCCUCGUCAACAGGAUCCCGCCAUGAUUGCACCCUAUCUCUGCAAACAACAGAUACCUCAAAGCGGUAAUCCUGCAUUGCGUGCAGGCAUUUUCUACCGGCUCAUUCUGCGGCAAUCACUGUUCGGACAAGACUCUAACUCGAACUUGAAUCUUGUUGGCUCAAUGCAGCGGAGCAGUUUUUUUGGUCAGAGAGCUGAACUGGCUUGCCCGGGAACGCCGGAGUCUUACGCUCGCUGCGAUGCUCAAAGCGACUAUUUUCUCGAUGAAAUGAUGAGAUGGCUGCAAGAGGGCGUCGCUGGUGCUUCGAUGUUUCGUGCGGAUGCAGCGCUUGUCGUCACUUGGCACAACACCGCUUCUGCCAUUGCGGGCAGGUCGGAUAUCGAUGCCGGGCAGAGUGCUACCUAUCAGGCCAUUUGGCUUACCGAUCAACCAGGACGUUUGUCAUACGUGAUCCUCAACUAUGACCGUUUGGGUUUUGACGCCCAAGAUUUCCGAGCCAAUUCAAGAAGUGGACGUUGUCGAACACACCCAAGGUAAGAAUUCAGUUCAUUUCCAAGCAAGUAGGAGGCUGCUUUUUUGGUCUGGGUUAGAGCGCGCGUGUUGGCACAGCGAUCCGGCGUUCCCCAUGUCGUUCGCGGCCGCUAUAUGUUCCGAGUGGACGACGUCGUCCGACCAGCUGGUUGCAGCAACAAAACGGGAGGGACGUAUCCCAUGAUGAUCUAUCCAAACAUCGUGAACAUGCUCGGUGA